This is a messenger RNA of Hirsutella rhossiliensis, 1947 nucleotides long. Its product is annotated as FAD dependent oxidoreductase domain-containing protein. Bases 1 to 1947 code for a protein of 648 amino acids. The record is from RefSeq and is a predicted model, not a curated record. The transcript is spliced from 5 exons. Gene Ontology annotation, molecular function: oxidoreductase activity. Gene Ontology annotation, biological process: retrograde transport, endosome to Golgi. NCBI's taxonomy places the organism in Eukaryota, Fungi, Ascomycota, Sordariomycetes, Hypocreales, Ophiocordycipitaceae. Gene Ontology annotation, cellular component: cytoplasm; late endosome.
AUGGACCGAAAGCGAAACAUUGUCAUCGUCGGCGGCGGCAUCAUCGGUUGCACAACGGCCUACUAUCUUACCCGCCACCCCAAGUUUAAUCCGGCCCUCCACACCGUCACCUUGCUCGAGGCCGCCUCGGGCGUGGCAGCCGGCGCGUCGGGCAGAGCCGGCGGCCUGCUGGCCCUCUGGGCGUAUCCCGCCUGCCUGGUCCCGCUCUCGUACAAACUGCAUGCCGAAUUGGCCGCCGAGCACGACGGAGCCGGGAAAUGGGGCUAUCGGAAGCUCACUUGCGGCAGCUUGCAGGCCACCGUCUCGACGCAAAGAAUCGCCGAGCUGCAAAGGUCCGGGGAAGACGCCAGGGCCUGGCAGAAGCUGCCCAAGCUGGACACCGCCGCCGAAGACCUGCUGGAGCCUGGGGCUCUGCCCAGAGACUUGGACUGGGUCGACCGAGACUCAGUCGCCCAGUGGGCCGAGAUGGGAAGCCCCGGGGCCACCGAGACAUCUCAGGUCCACCCCUUGCACUUCACAAACUCCAUGGCCGAGCUGGCCCAGAAGGCGGGCGUCGAGCUGAGGACGCACGCCAAGGUGACGAACCUCGUCGCUUCAAAAUCAGGCGUCCAAAAGGUCGAAUACUGGGACAGGCAAGCCGACGAGCAGAGGGAAGUCAACGACGUGACGGAUAUUGUCGUCACCGCUGGCCCCUGGACAGGACGCUUGCUGCCACGAUCCAAGGUCGAGGGCCUGAGAGCCCACAGUGUCGUCUACGAGGCUGAUGUGAGUCCAUUCGCCGUCUUCACCGACAUCCAGCUGCCGCCCGACUUUGUCCCGGAGCAUCGCGCCGCCAAGGGACAGAAGAGGAUGCACAAGGGGUCCGUCGAUCCCGAGAUUUACGCGCGGCCUUUCAGCGAGGUCUACGCAUGCGGCGAGCCCGACACUGCGAUCCCCUUGCCGGAGACGGCAGACGAGGUGCAGUGCGACCAAGCCCAAUGCGACGACAUCAUCUCGUACAUUGCGACAGUGAGUCCGGUCCUCGGCGCCGCGCCCAUCAAGGCCAAGCAGGCGUGCUACCUUCCGCGCCACAUGCGCUUCGGCCAGGAGAGCGGGCCCUUGCUGGGCGAGACGACUGUUCCGGGGCUGUGGGUUGCGGCCGGCCACACGUGCUGGGGCAUUCAAAACGGCCCGGCCACGGGGAAGCUCAUGUCCGAGCACCUUUUUGACGGCGCGGCGCAGAGCGCCGCUGUGGACAAGCUCGACCCGCGAAAGUUCAAGACCAUGGGCCGCGAGCUGCAGAAGAAGAAGCGGCGCUCCAUGCGCCAGCCCGUCCGGCCCAAGAAGCCAACCAAGGUGCUCAACCCGCGGGGCAACAGCAUCAUUGCGCAGAACUGGGACAAGAAGGAGACGCUGGCGCAAAACUAUCGUCGCCUGGGCCUCGUUGCGCGCCUCAAGGCUCCCACGGGCGGCAUCGAGAAGAAACUCGGCUCCGGCCCUGCCGCCGCCGCCGCGCCGUCGGAUCCCUUCGGCAUCGCCUCCGUCGACAAGGUGGUCGUCUCCGAGGCGCGCGUCGAGCGCGACGCCGCCGGCAACAUCACGCGCGUCCUCGGCCGGGACGGCCACGACAACCCGCUCAACGACCCGCUCUGCGCGCUCGAGGCCUCAGACCAUGACGACGCCGACGACGACGCCGACGACGAUGAAUGGGGCGGCAUCGCCGAGCAGGAAGAGGCCCGCGCCGCGCAGCCCAACGCCGUCGUCCGCUCGCUCAUCGCGCAGGCGCACAACCCGGCGCCCAAGCGGCCGCGCCACCUGAGCGAGGCCGAGGCCGAUUGGCUCCGCCGGCUGGUGGCCCGGCACGGCGACGACACGGCCGCCAUGGCGCGGGACCGCAGGCUCAACCCGAUGCAGCAGACGGCCGCCGACAUUGGCCGCAGGAUCGGCAGGUUGCCCCAGGCGGCGUGA